This is a messenger RNA of Trichogramma pretiosum, 2286 nucleotides long. RefSeq lists its product as uncharacterized. Bases 853 to 1986 code for a protein of 377 amino acids. The record is from RefSeq and is a predicted model, not a curated record. NCBI's taxonomy places the organism in Eukaryota, Metazoa, Arthropoda, Insecta, Hymenoptera, Trichogrammatidae. The transcript is spliced from 4 exons.
CUGCUAUAUUAUAUAUACAUAUACAUGUGUAUGUGUGUAUUCUCUCCCUGACUGCCUGGCUGCAGGAGACUCUCUGUGCCGUGGUAGAGCUGCAUGAGAGACAGAAGUUGCGAAACAGCAGCAGCAGCAGCAGCAACCUCGGGCAGCAACCGAUACACAAACCUAAAGCCAUCAUCAGUCUCGACUUGAGUCGCGACUCGUGCAAACGUCGUCGACGACCUAUAACACCAGCACCGUUGUCAUUUUUAUAUCGUAUAUAUCGUCGCUAGAGGAACACUUUUCGCGAUCGUUUUCGUUAUCUUUAAUGGUGCUGCUCCCGAGACGAUGAGCUGACCCCAGCUCCACGGCUGAAUCGAAUAUAAUAUAAUUUAAUCGAUUAAGCGACGAAUGUGUGACUCGAGACUUUAGUGAUAAUAAAUAAAUUUAACAAAAAAUAAGAAGAAGUUUUCGAGAAGAAGAGUCUCUGCUAGCCUGGCCUGUGGCGGCAUAGACAAAUAGACACUUUCACUGCACGCGCGCAUGCAGCAGCGGCAGAGGAGAGCAAAAGAGACGACAACACAUGCAGCAGCAGCAGCAGCAGUACCUACUACUCUUGCUCCUCUGUGUGUACAUGCAGUAUAUAUACAUAUAAUGUUGUGUAUGUGCCAGGCCGAGGAAUAGUUUCAUUCUAAAGGAGUACAAUAGAAAGGGCUCGCGCUGCCUAAUAAUAAUACGACGACUUUAAAGCCAUUCUCGGCGACGAUCCUACGCGCCGAAUUGUAAUUCGAUCGUAACGCGGGAUUCGCGUUGCAGAGUGGAGGACUUGGACAAAAAAAAAUCAAAUUAAAUUUCAAAAAGCAUAUAAAUCGAAAAAUGGUGCAGUCGCACUUGUCGAUCAUAAGCGGCGCCGCGUCGCCUCUGCACACUGCCGGACACUACCACCACAUACUGCCGCAAGCUUUGUGCGACGUCGCUCAUCCCAUGGAAGCCGGCAUAGACGUGGUUGUGAUGGGUAUCAAAGACGAGACAGCAGCGGCGGCGGCGGCCAAGAAGUAUCAGAUCCCGAGGCCGAGCCUCGUGGGCAGCGCGAGGACCAGCGAGGCCAGCUGGGGCAAGCAGCAGCGGCCCUCGUCGAACCGCCACCCCUACAAUCAGCUCAACAACAGCAGCAGCAGCAGCAACGUCACGCUGUCGACCGGGCUGUCGUCGAUAUCGAGCCAGCUCAACAGCAGCAAGAGCUCAGUUCGGAGCAACGAGACGUUGUCGACUCGGCUGGCGUCGUCGUCAUCGAGCCACCAUCAUCAGCUCAACAGCAGUAGGAGCUCGGGUCAGAGCAACGAGACGUUGUCGACCCGAGUGGCAUCGCCAUCGAGACACCACCAUCCACUCAACAGCAGUACCAGCAGCAGCAACAACACUUCGUCGACCCCGUCGAUCCACCACCCCUACAAUCAGCUCAACAACAGCAGCAGUACAAUCGGCAAAAAAUCGUCGUUGAGCCCGGUCUCGCCAUCGUCCUAUAAGCAGCUCAACGGCAGCAAGAGCUCGACUCGGAGCAACGAGACGCUGUCUACCCCGCUGUCGUCAUCGCCGCCGUCGGACAAGACUUCCUCGACGAGAGCUUCCUCCACGUCCUCGUCCUCGUCAUCAUCAUCCUCGUCGUCGUCGUCGCAAAACUCGACCACCUCGGCCAGGAGCGGAACGUUGCUGCUGACGACGGAGAACCUGCGACAGCUCGCCGCUCUCCACCCGGCCCAGAUAACGACGGCCGGUAGCGAUCCGAAAAAGGAGAAGCAGUUGGACGCCGUGAGCCAGUGCAGCAGCACCCACUUCACGGUGGUGAACGGCCUGGGCGGCCGGGGCCAGCCAGCCACCCGACAAAAGUCCUGCUGCGCGCGCAAUCAAUUGACCGUGCUCGUCUGCACCAUGACUCUGCUCUUUUCCCUUGGGCUCUUGGCCGCCGUUGUCUACAUGGAGAUGAGGGCCAGGGCCAGAGACUUCAAUUGACGACGACGGCGAUUGCUGCUGCCUCUGCGGCGACUAAUUUGGCCAUUACACAUGCAUUGCGACGACGACGAUUUUUCACGCACGUCGUGUCGUUGUGUUGUUGUGCAGCGCGCGACGUUUCUAGACGCCUCACGUGUCAAUCUCUCUCCUCUCUCUCUCGCGCUCUCCGUUGGGCCUCGGCGGCGUGCAGCAGCAGCAGUGUGUGCAGUGGACAAACUGCGCGAUUAUGUACAUACGUAUUUUUUCUCUCUCUCUGACUCUUUCUUUCUUUUUUUUUUGCUUUUCUAAGAGAGCAGCAAC